AUGCUGUCCAAUGCCAUUCGCCAAGCCGACGACGCGGCCUUCGACGCGGUUCUCGAUGGAACCAAUGAGUCGCAAGACACCCUGCUGAUUGCACGUCGCCUCAUGCUGGAUUAUGGUGUUGCCCUACAUAGCAGUCCCACUGCCGAGGACGAUACCACUUCUCCCUCUUGUCCACCGCAGAAGGGAGAUAGUGCCGACAACGAAGGCACUGACCCGGUUCAUCCUCCACUUCAGGAAACGACGCGGGGCACGCGUGCUGAGGAAACGGCACAGAUUCACGAUUCUUUUUCCCUCCCGGAAACCCAAAACGCCAACAUCCUAGGCAACCAGCGGCCGGCGGAGACCCGCAAAAAUUGGGAUGUGGCGAUCGAAAAUGGUGUUGUGGGCGAUUUGAACCUCCCCGACUCCCUUCCCCUCUCGGCCGAGAUCGAUAGCACAUCGCGAAGGAAGAUGGAUUCAACACAGGCAUCCACCCAGCCCAACGCGGGCCGCAGCUACGACCAAUAUCGCCGCCCAUCAUCGCAAGACCGCACCUCGCCUUUCCCUGAGCCCGUCCGAAGUACUUCGUUAGCUCGCAAUGGAGUUGGUAACGUCCACAAUGAAGAAGAGGAACAGCGGGAGGAGGAGUAUGACGACGACGUUGGCAUCCGAUUUGACUUCACCAACAUCACGGACACCGGUAAGGCAGGGUUCGUGGGCCAAGAUGAUUCCGGCUACGUGGACUUGGGUAGUCUUAUCAACAGCCGACAUCCAGAGCCCCAGAAGGCAACACAAUCUCCAAUCCAGCACUGGCCAGAAACCCCGGGCCCGCCGCAAAAUCCAUUCCGGAACAGCCGCUCCGAACUUCUCUCGAUGUCACAGCUGUUUCGCGGCACGCAGUUCUCAUCACCCGUUAAACUUGCUAGUCCCACGUCAUCGCGGCCUUCGCCUGCCGAGUUUCCGGGAAACUCGAUCUCCUCGAACCCGGCUAUUUCAUCCCCACUGAAAGCUCGUGGUCUCCGUUCCUCGCCCGGGGUCGCCAUCACAUCUAGCCCCGAGACCCCCGUUGUACCCGAAUCUUCGCACGAUGAGCCCGGUCGUAAACGAUCGGUUCCCGAGCCUAUGGCAACAUACGAGCCCAUGCAUAAGUCACAGGAACGGCGUUCUAUUUUUACGGCGCAAACCAAGCGUGCCGGCUCUGGAGAUGAACUAGAUUCACCGGACUCCAUGUCGAGGCGCAGACGAGCGUUACAGAAGAAAGAAGCAGCUUUAAGGCACCUAGAUGCCAUCAGUUUUCCGCGUCCGAUCAAAUAUGGCGACGUCGAAGUACCCUCAACAAGUCAACGCCUGCGAGAAAGUCAGACCGAUGCAGCUGUUGUCCAAAGGCAAGCGGAUGAAGCGGUUGUUGAUGACCUGGAUAACCCCGAUAACCUCGGUACUGUAGAGGAGCCCCAAGAUCGCCGUCCGAAAUCCACGCAAAUUCGCCCCAUUGUUGGCGAUGACUCGACACAGUCCGACCCGCAGGAGGAGGAGGUACCAACCAUCGCGCAGACGUCUACAGCUGCCCCCGAGCCUCCACAUCCGUCGACCAACUCAGCCCCCGGGCCAGACCAGGGGCCAGGCAACGGAGUAGCACACGAAGAUACGAUUCUGGAGACAAGUCCAACCAGCAAAAGAGUUGAUCCUUCGCUGGGCCCUCCCCCAUCUAACGACCCAUAUCAGUUUGAGGACAAGUCCACGCCAAACUUUCAGUCUUCUCCUCCGGCCAUCAGCACAAGAGCCCAGAAGCGAAAACCGACAAGGGGCCGCCCACGAGUGCUAAGCUCAUCAUCAUCACCACUUAGUAAUCUGGGUUCGACCCCUUCCCACGAGACAAGUGAUGCAUCCGGGAUUGCAAAAUCCGUUCCGCCGGGCUCUCCGACCGAGUCAACGAUUGUCGCCAGCUCUUCGCCUAUCCUUGCUCAGUCGAAGCGUCGCGGUGGGCAUGAGAGGUUGCCCAAACUCAAAACUGUAUCCAGUGAAAGCCUUAGGCAGUCGCGAAGGAGGAACAGACGGGAUUCCAAUUCGACGGACGAGCUAACUCGGUCUUUAUCCGGGACGCCUACGUUCGAACAGAGCUUGCGUGUGUCCCGGCUGUCCAUACACCGGUCAGUCUCCAGGGCAGGCCGUGGAGCUACAAGGCCGUCGUCAACCCAGCGGGAGCAAAAGCUCUUUAAGAACAUGGCAUUCGCUAUUUCUUUCCAGGCAAGGAAGCCGGGCGAGACCAGCGACCAGUACAAUUCCCGAACCGAUUUCUCCGGCAUGGUCCAGAAACGCAUCCGACAAGCCGGAGGCCGAAUUCUCGAGAACGGCUUCGAUGAACUGUUCGAAGCUGUCUCCCUCGGCACCCCAACCAGCAGCCCGGUGUCGACGAAUUCAACAUCCGACCUCGAAGCUGAAAUCAGGCUCACCUCAGAAGGUCGCGUCACCGGCUUCACUGCGCUGAUCGCCGACGGCCACUCCCGCAAAGCCAAAUACAUGCAAGCCCUCGCCCUCGGACUACCCUGCAUCGCAGCCCGCUGGGUAACCACGUGUCUCGACCGAAACGAACUAGUCGACUGGACGCCCUACCUCCUAUGCGCAGGCCAAUCCGCCUUCCUCGGUGACGCCAUCCGCUCGCGAUGCCUGGCACCCUACGACGCAGCUACCGCCAGACUCGUGGAUGUCUUUGCCGCGCGAGAGAAACUGCUGGAAGGGAGCAGAAUCCUCGUGGUGGUGAAGAAGGCGCUGGAGGGGAAAAAAGUCGCUUAUGUCUUUUUGGCCCGUGUGCUCGGCGCGUCGUUGACGAGGGUGUACAACGUCGAGGCGGCCAAGACCGAGCUGAAGGCGGCAGAGGACGCCGGCCGGCCGUUUGACUGGGUGUAUGUGGAUGGCAAGGCUUAUGAGGAUGCACUCUUUGCAUAUAGUCCCGCGCCUAGGGCCGGCGGAACGGGCGGGGGUGGGAAGAGGAAGAGGGCGUCGGCGGCGGCGAGUUUUGCGACGGCUGAACCGCCGGUGAAGAGAGUGCGGACGCUAGGGGAGGAACUGGUGAUUCAGAGCCUUAUUUUGGGGCGGUUGAUUGGGGAGGGGGAGAUGGAUGAUUGA
This is a messenger RNA of Dichotomopilus funicola, 3102 nucleotides long. RefSeq lists its product as uncharacterized. The transcript is spliced from 4 exons. Gene Ontology annotation, molecular function: histone binding. Gene Ontology annotation, biological process: DNA damage checkpoint signaling; positive regulation of transcription by RNA polymerase II. The record is from RefSeq and is a predicted model, not a curated record. Lineage: Eukaryota; Fungi; Ascomycota; Sordariomycetes; Sordariales; Chaetomiaceae. Gene Ontology annotation, cellular component: nucleus. Bases 1 to 3102 code for a protein of 1033 amino acids.